CAUCGCGCACAUCCUUGGGCCAAGUUGUCCUUGACUUCGUUGACUAGCAGCGCAAUGUCAUCUGGAGCAUCUCUGGGUUCGGAUCAUGUGUCACUCUUACUGGAGAAAAUGAAGGGCCUCGUCGAGGCUACCACAACAGCAGAUGGCGGAGAGAUCGUGACUACGGGUCGACUGAGAGCCGACAUUGUGAGUGUCGUCAACACUGCCGGAGGACGAGCCUCGUCUCAUGAGUUAGAGCUGCAUGGCCGCUGGUUUCAGUGCGAAGAAGGACUUGAGGUCUUUUCCAGCGCAUACCUAUCCUCUCUGGCUCUCGAGGCAGGUACAGCUGUCGCCGAACGAGGGCGGAUUUCAGUGCAAGAAUUGGCGCCAAUUCUCAAGCUUCCAGUCGAGUUCACAAGGACUCUAGUCUCGGAAUGGAUGCAUGACCCAGGAUCCCACCUCAUGACGGCGCGAAAGCUCAAACUAGUGAGCGGGGCCCUCGUGACGGAGGCCUACGAAACGACGAAACGAGCCGAGUUAUGCUCGAUUUGCUGCGCUGCGACGGAGCCGCGUUCGGUCGAAGAGCUGAUGCAAGACUGUGCUCUCCUACACCCAGAGGAGGAAGAGAUGGCCCUCGAGCUGCUAACCGAGUUGACGAAGUCGGGCCAGCUCGAGGGGUCGCUCGCUGGCGGUGCGCGUGGUGCCCAAGUUUACGUUCCGGGCUCCUUUGUGGCGGCCCAGCACGAAGCCGCGCACGCCUUCUUCUCUGCGAACGGCUACCUGGACCACGCCACCGCAUCAGCCCUGCAGGUGCGCAAGCUUCACGCGUUUGUCAGGGAUAGACACCCCGAUGCUGUGCUCCUAGAGAAGGUGGUCGUGAGCAGUGCGGUGGUCGAGCGGCUCCAGGCGGUGGCAGACGGGGCCGUUGCCGAAGCGUCGUGGUUUGAGGCGUGGGCGGUAGUUCCAACCGUCCUGUCGGAUGCCGAUGCGGCCCAUCUCGUGGGAAUGUGCGCCGCGUGUAAGCGUUCGGACGGGGACCCCCUGAAGGUGCUGCAGCUCGGGGUGUAUGGCGUAAGCGCAACGUUUGUGCAAGGCAUCAUCGCCCAGUUUCGCGAGGAAGCCGCAUCGGAGUCGAGUUCUACCACUGCUUCUGGCGGUGCGUGGGGGGGCGAGGGGCACCCGGCUCGCGCCAGCGCUAGCGGCGGCUCUUCCCGCAAGGGCGGCGGCAAGAAUCACAAGAGAGGUGCUUCGAGGAAGGCCGGCGGAGACGUGAGUGUUGACCUUGCGGCCGAGAGAGAAGCGGAGCGUUUCGUUCGGCGUUGCAGGCCCGAGCUGAAAGACUUCCCCCACCUGGUGGCGGCACUGGGAGCGCACGUUGCUCCUGCUCUGCGGGAGGCGAGGGAGGACGUGGUCCGACGAGCCAACCAAAGGAGCAGCGCCGACAGCUUCCACGAGCGGGCGGAUGCAUUCGAAACGGCGUUUGAAACGAGCUACUUUGACUUCCAGCUGCGCUGCCGAGGAGUGCAAGCCCUUCGCAAUUCUCUGCGACAGCAGCAGCAGCAGCAGCAGCAGCAGCAGAAGCGCAAUGUGCCUAGCCAUCCCGGUGACGAGGACGGUCCUCCCGUCAGCGGCAAAGAUGGUUGUAGAUCGGGAGAGCGCGCCGAGAAGUACUUGCUCAGGACGCUAGGAGCCCAGCUGGCGGAACUGGUGACGACGAGAGAGUGCGAGAAGCUGGGUAUCCCGUUCGCUUCACAGGACGGAGGAGCAUGCCGACGUCCAGAGGAGCGCAUGCCCUUCAUUUCCGAGGCUGCUUCUUCCGCUCUAGCCGAGGUUCUGUCCAGAGACGUGGCGGAAUCCCUCGUGCGCCUGUGGCAGGCCGCGACGGCCGGCUGUCAGCUGUCGGAUUUCUGUGAGACUCUCGAAGAGCAGGUGUUCCCCGUGUGCAACCUGGUCGGUAGGCGUCUGGACAAGCGCCAAGAGCGCCGAUUGGUCGAAGACAGACAGCGGGAGACGAAGGCGAGCUUGUUCCGAAGCGUCUCAGAGCGAGACGUCUUCCACUUUGCCGCACUUGUGGUGUUCCAGAGCGUCACCGGGGCUACCCCCUUGCUUCCGCCCCCGGGGCCCCGGCCGCCGGCGCAAGAAGGCGGGCACGAUAGCAGCCAGCAGCAGCAGCAACCCUGGGCCGCAGUGCUGCUAGACGCAGUCCGAGGACAUGUCUCUUCAGAGGCAGAGGAGUGUCUCUCCGAUCUGCAGCGGGAAAUUCAGGCCUCUGAAGCUGUGGCUAUUUCAGCUGAUGCCGGCGAGAGCGGCCGAGGCGCGGAAGAAGAUUCUUCGGUUGGCAACAACGACGGCGUUGUUUGCGUCAAGGCUGGGAAGGCAGGGGGCAAGGACGCCGCCGCGGGUGUGCGGCUCAUGGAGUCUGUAGAAGCUGCCCGCGUGCUGGGGAUGGCAUACGGAGACUGAAACGUGUGGCUUACUCUCGAGGAAAGGGGGGGCUGUUUUACGCCGGCCACCACGCCACCACGCACCAAGUACAUAGUAGCGUUAAUUUUUUUUAUUCGUUUCAAAAGAGGGCGCAGCUACUUCAGUAGGUAGUCUAGCCCUUCAAGGGAGAAUCGUCUACGAACUUUCGCAAGUUAAAUCGUCGUACGGCACGGUGUGCGGUUGAGAGCUGAGAGUGUCGCCCGGCAUGGCACGCAAGCGCUGAACGGCAUGCCAUUCUUCAUAUAGACAGAUCGGACACGCUU
Ectocarpus sp. CCAP 1310/34 is the source of this 2726-nucleotide messenger RNA. NCBI's taxonomy places the organism in Eukaryota, Phaeophyceae, Ectocarpales, Ectocarpaceae. The record is from the annotation of a GenBank genome assembly.